This is a messenger RNA of Pyricularia pennisetigena, 588 nucleotides long. RefSeq lists its product as uncharacterized. The transcript has 2 exons. NCBI's taxonomy places the organism in Eukaryota, Fungi, Ascomycota, Sordariomycetes, Magnaporthales, Pyriculariaceae. Bases 1 to 588 code for a protein of 195 amino acids. The record is from RefSeq and is a predicted model, not a curated record.
AUGUUCGAUCUUGCAUUUAGCAAGGAUGGUGACUACCUGUAUAUGUCCGGAACGACCUGUGACUGCAUUGUUCUUAUUUACAAGAUACUACUUGACGGCAAUCGCCUAGAAGGCAUUAACCAUGUGGCUACACCGAAGUACAAGCUCACUGACCGGGAUGGUUCUGAGUUUGAUUCUGUGCGACUAUUGCCGCAAAGAUCCUCUCAGGGCUGCUUUAUUGGCACGUCCCGCCUUAAUAGUCUGCUUCUCUGGCAGGCUGUCAAAAGCAAUGACGGGAAUUUAUAUAUUUUGAAGACUGAGACCUACGGAAAGGUUAUCGCUGCCGCGACGCAAGGCAGCCGAAUCCUGCUUUUGAUUAAGAGAAAGGGCCUGUAUCAGUAUGACAUCGAGCGAGGGACGUCCGGGCCGCGGCUCUGCAACCAAUCUUAUCUCGGCAACCCCAAAUUCAAACGCGAGCCUGCAGAAAAUGCAAUCGUGCGUAUAUUUAGCCUCGGAAAUUGCGUGUGGGUGUCGGUUUUUUAUGCCAAAGGGGAAGCUGAGGCUUUCGAGUUUUUGCCGCUCGACCGGCCUUCCUUGGAUCCGAGAUGA